Messenger RNA from Oryza sativa Japonica Group (Japanese rice), 3208 nucleotides. RefSeq lists its product as uncharacterized. The record is from RefSeq and is a predicted model, not a curated record. NCBI's taxonomy places the organism in Eukaryota, Viridiplantae, Streptophyta, Magnoliopsida, Poales, Poaceae. Gene Ontology annotation, molecular function: protein phosphatase regulator activity; protein phosphatase binding.
GUUCUUUUUACCCUCUCUGCUGAGAGUUAUACACACACAGGCAGAGGAAGGAGAGAGUAGUAAGAAACAGGCAAGAGAAUCCCCCGGCGUCCGGCAAGGCAACGCAACGCCAAAUCGGGCCCCCAACAACGCCUUGCCUUCCUUCAUUGCUUGUCUUCAGGCUCUCCUCCUAGCUCCCAGAGACCAGAGUAGUAGAGAGAGAGAGGAGGCAAAGCAGCAGCAGCAGCCGCAGCCAAUACGAUCCGCUCCUCCUCGCUCGCUCCUCGUCGACCUGGAGAUUCCCCCCGCGCCGGCGCCGCCGAUUUGAUUCGCCCACCCCUAGGCCCCAGCUAGCUAGAUCUGGUGCGGAUCCCUCGCCGUCGCCGCCAUGUUCUGGCGCAUGACUGGUCUCUCCGCGGCCUCGCCGGUGGAUACAAUUCUAGACAAGGAGAACUUCACAUUAGAAGAACUUCUUGACGAGGAUGAAAUAAUUCAGGAGUGCAAAGCGCUGAAUACUCGUCUCAUAAAUUUCUUGCGAGACAAGGCUCAAGUGGAGCAAUUGCUUCGUUACAUCGUGGAAGAAGUACCAGAAGAUUCUGAAAAGAAACGUUCUUUUAAGUUCCCAUUCAUUGCUUGUGAGAUAUUUACCUGUGAAAUUGACAUCAUCUUGAGGACCUUAGUAGAGGAUGAAGAGUUAAUGGAUUUGCUUUUCUCAUUUGUAAGACCUGGUCAUCCACAUAGCACAUUGUUAGCUGGAUACUUCAGUAAGGUGGUAAUAUGUUUGAUGCUGAGAAAGACUUCCCCUCUAAUGAACUAUGUCCAGGAGCACCCAGACAUUGUUGUCCAUCUUGUUGAUCUCAUCGGCACCACCUCAAUAAUGGAGGUUCUGAUUCGACUGAUAGGUGCUGAUGAGACCAUAUACUCGAAUUAUGCUGACACAUUGCAGUGGUUAGAAAAUACAGAUGUACUGGAAAUGAUUGUGGAUAAAUUUAGCUCAUCUGAUUCCCCUGAAGUACACGCCAAUGCUGCAGAAAUUCUUUCUGCAGUGACUCGAUGCGCCCCUCCUGCUCUCGCUGCAAAAAUAUGCAGCCCAAGUUUUGUUGGGAGAUUAUUUCGUCAUGCUCUUCAAGAAUCACGCCCCAAAUCUGUCCUGGUUCAUUCAUUAUCAGUAUGUAUAUCUUUGUUGGAUCCAAAAAGACUAGCGUCAGCCUCAUACCAAGCAUUUAGAAGUAACUUGAGCCAUGGGACAUUGGUUACUGCUAGUCCAGAGACAGUUGAUGGUAUGCUGGAGAGCCUAGGUGAUUUGCUGAAGUUGUUGGAUAUUUCUUCUGCUGAAAAUGUUUUACCUACAACAUAUGGAUGUUUGCAGCCCCCUCUUGGAAAACACCGCUUGAAGAUUGUGGAAUUCAUCUCUGUUUUGCUGACGAUUGGUAGUGAAACUGCGGAACAGGAGCUAAUCAACCAAUCUGCAGUAAAACGUUCCAUUGAUUUGUUCUUCCAGUACCCUUACAAUAACUUUCUGCACCAUCAUGUCGAGAGUAUUAUCAUUUCUUGUCUGGAAGUUAAUAGAUCCCAGCUGAUUGACCAUGCCCUUAAUGAAUGCAAUCUUGUUGGCAAAAUUCUUGCUGCUGAAAGAAGUUCCUCCCUGUCAACAGAAUCUAACACACCAACAUUACUAUCUGAAGGGAAGGUGCCUCCAAAAAUUGGGAAUAUUGGGCACAUAACUCGAAUAGCUAAUAAGCUUAUUCAACUGGGAAAUAGCAACAGCAUAAUCCAGUCUCAUUUGCAGGAGAACAGCGAGUGGGUUGAAUGGCAGACAACUGCCCUGGUCAAACGCAAUGAGGUUGAGAACGUUUAUCAUUGGGCCUGUGGUCGUCCGACUUCUCUACAUGAUCGUGGUAGGGAUAGCGAUGAUGAUGACUUCCGAGACAGGGACUAUGAUGUGGCGGCACUUGCUAAUAACCUGAGCCAGGCAUUCCGGUAUGGAAUGUACAGCAAUGAUGACAUUGAAGAGGCACAAGUAAUUGAACGAGAUGAUGAGGAUGUCUACUUUGAUGAUGAAUCAGCUGAAGUAGUAAUAUCUUCGUUGCGUUUGGGUGAUGAUCAGGACAGCAGCUCCCUCUUUACGAAUUCAAACUGGUUUACCUUUGAUGGUGAUAGAGGAAUAAAUGACCGUUUAGCUGCCUCUGUCCCUUCUUCAUCUCCCAAUUCUGAAGAAACUUCUCUAAACACGGAGGAAACUGAUGAGGUGCAAAUUGGUGAGGACACUAGCAUCGAGCCACAACUGGAAAGUGUCUCUCUUGAAAAUGGCCCUGUUGAGGAGGCCGGGGACUUAGCAGAUGUAAGUAAACAAACAGAUUCUAACACGGAAGACGAGAAACUAUUGUGCACUGAAGAGGAAGAUUUGUCCAAAGAAGCUGAAGAAUCUGAGCGACACGUGGAUGUUCGAGAUGGCCAGGUAGACAUACAGGCAGAAGAUGCAGCUGAAGGAUCAUGCGGGGAUAUGGGUACAGGGAUAGCAGUGGAUGAACCUGUCAGCCCAUCAUCUGAGCCCAACAAUGCUUCGGCUGGAGCUUCACCAGACACAGGUGAUAUCCAUACUGCUGGCUCAACUGGAUCCAACGAUUCAGGUGCAGAGUUGCAUGCCAAGGAAGAUUCACAGGAUGGACAGAAAACUGAUGAGCCCACAACAACAGAGUGAAAGUAUGGUUGUGGUAUGGAUUGUACCAUCAGACCAAAAGCAGCUACUGCUCGGCAGAUCCUUCCAGAAGGUAUGGUAGUACUCAUGCCAAAGUCCCUAACCUCACAUCUUGGCAAUCAUGGAGAAAUCAGAAGCAAUGAGUGCUGUGCAACAACAUAAAGCUUUUGCUAUCUGCAGUUGCAAUUUGCAAACGAGCACUUCCAUAUGCCGACUGUCUCACCUCAUCUCCAGAUGCCUUGUCCUCAAUUUGCAUGGGACUCGUACCACGUAAUGGUGGGAAAGUUGGUUUUCCUUUUUUGUUCAGACCUCACCUCAAUUGGUGGUAGCUUUUGAUGAUCCGUUUCAGCUGGUUUUGGCUACGUUGGUAUUUGUCUUGUUUCUUACGCUAGGGCACUCGAACUGUAGCAUUGGCAGUGAGUUUUUUCCCUUGUUUCUUUUAAAUUGGAUUAGCUAUCUCUGUAUUGCUUAAGAGAAACAUACGGCUGGCUUUUUCUCUAGUUAAAUUAAGAGUAUAUUUGUUCUUCUGUU